UUUUAAUGCGAUAGACCGGACAUAACUCAAUGUUUGAAUGCUUAUCACAAGCCAAUUUUACUUGCGCUUUUGAAUGGAAGUCUUAAGCAGCCGCUAACCACGUAUAAAAAUAGUUGCUUCACGGUGCGGCGGCAUAAUGCAACCUUGACCCUGCCUUGGCUACUAGCACAUGAUCGAAGCUUUGCAUACUUCAACGACAGCCCAGCUACCAGAAAAGAAGUGAACGCGACAGAGUGACUCUGUCCUUGGCUUUAUAGUGCGGAGAAGGUCACCCCUCCAUGGUGCGAUUCCAUUGGCACGUUGAGGAUGGCCUGGGUGCCAGUGUUGGACCAGGGCAGUUGGUAUACCUCAGAGACUAUGGCGUGCUGCAAGCAAUGGUUGAAAUCGAGAUGCCCGGGGGUGGCACCUUGGAGGCGUGCAUGACCAUUCCGCAGAACUACAACACCGACUCCGGGGUGAAGGAGCUGGGAGUGGUGCUGGCCGCUCCCGGCUGCGAGGCGGGCGACUGGCGGGGCAGGCUGCUGAGCGAGGUGGCGGUGGGGCUGGCGAGGUCAGGCUUCCUGGUGGUCCGCGCCAUCUUUCCGCCCGCCGCCCGCUCCGACCCCGCCCGCGCCGCGCUGCUGGACCGCGUGUGCGACGCAGCGGCCACCAGCCCCUACGCGCGCGGGGUGACGCGCUGGCUGCUGGCGGGGCUGGGCGGCGGGGCGCGGGUGGCGGCGCUGGCGGGGCCGCGGCUGCGGAGCGGGGUGGCGGGGUACGCGCUGCUGUCGUACCCGCUGAUGGAGCCCAUGCAGCUGGAGGAUCCACAGCAGCAGCAGCAGCCAGGCUCCCCAACCUCCACCCCGCCGGCGGCAGCAGCCGCCCCGGACUCCUCCGGGCCGCUGCUGGGCCUGACGGCGCCCCUGCUGUUCGUGACGGCCGCCACUGACCCGUGGGUCAGCGAGGCGGCACUGGUGGAACUGGGACCGCGGCUGGCUAGCCCGGAUGUACGGAGCGUGGUGGUGCCGGACGUGGACAGCCACUUCCGCACCCCCACCGGCAAGGGCCCCCUGGCCCCCACCGUGCGGGCGGUGCUGGCGGCGCUGUUGGAGCUGCUGCAUCCGGCCGCAGCGUACCGCAUGGACGUGUGCAAGCUGCCGCGGAUAUGGAGGGC
Messenger RNA from Astrephomene gubernaculifera, 1153 nucleotides. The record is from the annotation of a GenBank genome assembly. NCBI's taxonomy places the organism in Eukaryota, Viridiplantae, Chlorophyta, Chlorophyceae, Chlamydomonadales, Astrephomenaceae.